AUGGUUCGCUUUAACCGUUCUGCAGCGUUAUGCAAAGUGUCAAACCCACAAGCCGCAGGGAUGGCGUCUCUAUUUCCCGUCCACUGCGCGAUUCGUCAACCCUGUUGCCUCUUGCGGCACAAUUCGCGGAGUAAUGUCUCUGACGCGCCACGUCAUCACAGCAACUUUGUUCUUUCGCUGAGUCCACUCACCUCAAUCGGCCCGUCUCGUGUUCCGCAUCAAUACUCCCGCGUUUCCUCUCGCCGUGACUCUCGCGUUGUCUCUUCAAACGAAUCACCGCCGCGAAUUGCGUUUACAAACUCGCCUAAAAAACGAGACUCGUCGUUGCGCGUGCGCGCAGCAGCGGAGCGUGGCGCGCAGACAGCACGGCAGUCCGACUCUGCUGCUAGGGAGAGCGUCGAUGUGCUUAUAGCGGGCGCUGGCGUCGCGGGACUAGCCACGGCUCUUGCUUUACACCGCGUGGGCAUUGACGUGGCAGUGGUGGAGCGCGCGCCGGCUCUCGGCCAAUCAGGAACGGCGCUGAGCCUGUGGGGCAAUGCUUUGCGCGCUUUGGACGCGCUCGGGGUGGCAGCGCUGCUGCGAACAGACUACGUUCGACUGCAAGGCAUUGACAUUGCAGCAGCGGACGGCACGGCGCUGCGCUCCUUUGACUUUUCUGACUGCAAUGUGGGACCCGACCACGAGGUGAGGGGGGUCACCCGCGCGCACCUGCUCUCCUGCAUGGCCGCCCAACUGCCACCUGGCACCAUCCGAUUCGCCACCACAAUCACCCACAUGCCAGAACUCACCGCCACCGCCACUGCCUCCCCAGUAACCGUGACUCUAUCCAAUGGUGCCACUAUCGAAGCCAAGGCUCUCAUAGGGUGUGACGGGAAUUCAUCAGCUGUUGCUUCUUGGCUCGGCCUGCCGCCCACCAACUACGCCGGAUACCGGGCGGCACGAGGGGUGGCGGAACUAGAUCCAUCAGAAUCUGCAGAUUCUGCCGUUGCUGCUGGCGAUGGGGUGGGUAUGUAUCCUCUCACGCCCACGCGGGUCUACUGGUUCACCUGCUACAAUGCUCCGCCCUUCCCUUUGCCGCCCAGAGGAUCAGCAGCAGCCAAGGACGAGGCUCUCUCCUACGUGAAAGGCUGGCAGGGCGGCAUUGAGCGUCUUAUUCACGCCACGCCGGCCACCAGCAUUGUAGUCGGCACCAUUACAGACCGCUGGACGAUGCCGCCCCCUCUGGGCACAUGGGGACGAGGCGCUGUCACUCUGGCCGGCGAUGCCGCCCACCCCAUGACUCCGAACCUCGGCCAAGGCGCAUGCACAGCUUUGGAAGAUGCUGUGGUCUUGGCUCGGUGCAUAUGGGAGGCUUCCGUAGCAGAUGGGGAGGACCGGAAAGGAAGCGGUGGAGUGGAGGGAGGGGAGGACGGGGCGAGUGUGCGGAGGAGGAGGGUGGAGAGUGAGAAGGUGUGUGGAGCGUUGAGGGAGUAUGAGAGGUUGAGAGGGAGGAGGGUGGCACAGUUGACUGUUCGAUCGUUUGGCAUAGGGUGGUUGCUGCAGUUGCCCCAGGAGGCAGUGUGCUUUGCGAGGGAUAAAGUGGUGCUGCCGCAUCUCUUCUCGCCCUCGCAUUUCCUCGACCAUGCGCUCUUUGAUUGCGGCAAGCUUCCAGGCAGUGAUGCCUCAUGA
This is a messenger RNA of Closterium sp. Yama58-4, 1668 nucleotides long. NCBI's taxonomy places the organism in Eukaryota, Viridiplantae, Streptophyta, Zygnematophyceae, Desmidiales, Closteriaceae. The record is from the annotation of a GenBank genome assembly.